Aaosphaeria arxii CBS 175.79 is the source of this 1439-nucleotide messenger RNA. RefSeq names its product (S)-2-hydroxy-acid oxidase. Lineage: Eukaryota; Fungi; Ascomycota; Dothideomycetes; Pleosporales. Bases 113 to 1243 code for a protein of 376 amino acids. Gene Ontology annotation, molecular function: oxidoreductase activity; FMN binding. The transcript has 3 exons. The record is from RefSeq and is a predicted model, not a curated record.
CCUUAUCUCCACCAACGAAUCCACCACGCAUAGAAAAGGGAUUCAAUAUCUCAACUUUAUGAAUAGUCGACUACCCAGCUCAGUAUCAUAAUUUUAAAUUCAACAACAAACCAUGGCAGAAAUCGUGAUCGCACCCGUAAAAAGCAUCCUCAGCAUCAACGACCUCCAACUAGCCGCAGCAAAGAAACUCCCAACCAAUGCUCGCGAAUUCUACGACUCCGGCUCCACAGACCAAAUCACAGUCCUGGAAAACACCACCGCAUACCGUAAAUACAAACUCCGCCCGCGGGUCCUCCGCGACGUAUCAAAGGUAGACCCGUCACGCCACAUCCUAGGCCAAAAGAUCGAUUUCCCAUUAUGUAUAUCGCCAGCCAGGAUCCAAGCCAUGGCGCACCCGGACGGCGAACUCGCGACCAGCCGCGCGUGCGCGCGGCGAAACGUGCACAUGGGCGUGUCGUCGUUCUCCAACUACUCCGUCGAAGAGGUCACGGGGGCGGCGAGGUCCAUCGCGCCGAUUGUGCACGUGAUGCAAUUGUACACGAUGAAUGAUCGUGCGAAGGAGGAGAGGAUUGUGCGGCGGGCGGAGCGGGCGGGGUGCAAGGCGGUGUUUCUGACGGCGGAUAGUCCCGUGCUCGGGGUGAGGUAUAAUGAGCAUAGGAAUGAUUUUAGGACGCCGCGUGGGUUGAGUUUCCCGAUGCUGGAGAAGACGUCGGAGAUGAUAAGAGAGGAGACGCAUGAUGAUGGGUUUGUGGCGUUGAAUUCGGAUGCGCAUUCGUGGGCGAGGGAGAUUCCGUGGUUGAGGAGUAUCACGAAGAUGGAGAUUUGGAUUAAGGGGGUCUUGACGGCGGAGGAUGUGGCGCUGGCGAGGGAGUAUGGCUGCGAUGGCGUUAUUGUGAGCAACCACGGUGGCAGACAACUGGAUGGUACUCCCGCGACGAUCGAUGUGCUUCCUGAGUGCGUCAAGGCUGCUGAGGGUCAGAUCAAAGUCCAUAUUGAUGGGGGGAUUCGGUCGGGUGUGGAUAUCUUCAAGGCCCUCGCCCUAGGUGCGGAGUGCUGCUGGGUAGGUAGACCUGCUAUAUGGGGAUUGGCGGUCGAUGGUGAGGCCGGCGUGAGCAAGAUGCUCGAUAUUUUAUACGACGAGUUUCGCCGCUGUAUGCAAUUGACAGGCUGUAAUACCAUUGCAGAUAUUCGGAAAUCAUGUCUAGGCAUAGCACAGCCAAACGGUCCGUUGGCUCGACUGUAAAGAAGGUGCAAACGCAGGGUUAAGUUAUCAAGCGCAGUGUGCAGCUUAGCACAGUCAUGAUUCUCAGCCUUGAUUUCAGAACUCAUCUCUAAUUCCCCACCCAGUCCCAUUGCAGUGAUUUUGUGAUCAUUGGAAUGCCAUGUACGUUACACUGGGUUAUGUUGAACUAUCCCUCAUUUCGUUCAAACUGAAAUAC